CUGAAGCACUUCAGUUUGUAUGCAUCUGGCAGUUACAAGGUGGCGCUGGUUUAGAAAUCCGGUUCCACUCAGUUCGCGACAGACAGUGCAGGUGCGCUGUGUUUCCGAUACAGCUCGAACAGAAUGGGAUCCAAAGACUGCAUCAUGAAGACUGUGCUGUUGGUCUCCGCGCUGGGCCUCUGGGCUGGGGUCGCCUCACAGUGCCUCUCCAGGAACGACGACCUGGUUCCUCCCCGUCAGCCGGACCUCGGCCACGUCUUGCCCUUCAGCGUCGGCCUUUUCAAGGAAGUCGUCUCCCCGUCGGGGAACUUCUUCUUUUCGCCCUACAGCAUCUGGACCGCCCUCGUCCUCACCUACUUCGGCGCCGAGACCAACACGAAGGCCCAGAUGGAACAGGUUCUUCAGCUGACUAACAAGGAGGAGACUCUCGCGUUGUACCGAGCUCUGAAUGAUGGCUCACAAGAAAACAUCGCAAACUACACUCUCAACACCGCUAACAGAAUCUACGUCAGGGAGGGCUUCUCGAUCCGUCCUUGCAUACAACAAGUCCUGCCGCGAGAGAUGCAGACUUUGGACUUUAAUCAGCCUUCCGCGGCCGCUGAGUUCAUCAACUCCUUCGUCAAGAACGCGACAGCGGGGAAAAUAAAAGAGGCAGUGAAACCGAGCCUUCUCAAAAGUGUCAGAAUGCUGAUUAUCAACGCCAUCUACUUCAAGGGCUUGUGGGAGCAACAAUUCAGAGCGGAAGACACUUACAAGGCUGACUUUUUCACUUCCCCAACGCAAGUGUCUUCGGUGGAUAUGAUGACACAAAGGGCCUUUUUCAGAAACGGCGUGUCCGAGGAGCUGGAUGCCGACGUGGUGGAGCUGCCGUACCGCGGGGGCGCCGCGUCGCUGUUCGUGCUCCUCCCGCGGGACAGUGGGACCGGAGGCGAGCUCGACCGGAUGCUCCAGCGCCUCACGCCCGCCGUCCUUGCCUCCGUCAUCGGGAAUCUGGAAAGCAGUGAAAGAAUUCUGAAUCUGCCCAAGUUUAAAUUCGAGAAGGGUCUCUCGUCUGAGCUCAAAGAGGCUCUCAUCAGCAUGGGGAUCCGCGACGCGUUCGACGACACGGCCGACCUCUCGACCUUCGACGGCAAAAAACCCUCGUGGUGACCGACGUCGCUCAGAAGGCCGUGAUCGAAGUCAACGAGGAAGGGUCAGAGGCCGCGGCGGUCACUUCUGUGGGAAUCGACAUCCGCAUCUCCCCAGCGGUGUUCAACUGCAAUCGGCCGUUUUUGUUCAUCAUUCGAGACAACGU
This is a messenger RNA of Penaeus vannamei (Pacific white shrimp), 1294 nucleotides long. NCBI's taxonomy places the organism in Eukaryota, Metazoa, Arthropoda, Malacostraca, Decapoda, Penaeidae. The record is from RefSeq and is a predicted model, not a curated record.